Nicotiana attenuata is the source of this 858-nucleotide messenger RNA. RefSeq lists its product as uncharacterized. NCBI's taxonomy places the organism in Eukaryota, Viridiplantae, Streptophyta, Magnoliopsida, Solanales, Solanaceae. The transcript has 2 exons. Bases 1 to 858 code for a protein of 285 amino acids. The record is from RefSeq and is a predicted model, not a curated record.
AUGGCCGUUACUACAAAAAGUGGAAAAUGUUGGAAUGCACCCACCUCAAGCCAAAGGCAACUUGCGGAUGAAGAGAAAGUAGUGCAAGAAGAGGAGAUCCCGAACAAUGUUGAGAAAUCUAAUGAUGAGGUUCGGAUUAAUAUUGAUGAUAGUGUGGAAGAGACUCAAGAGGAGGUAAACCCAUCUAAGGAUCACAUUAUUGACAUGCCGGAACCGUUAGUGCAAAGGGCUAAGGCACAAUUGCCUAAGCCUCGACCUCCAUACCCUCAAAGACUUGAAAUGCAAAAUGGUGAAAACCAAUUCAAGAAGUUCAUCCAAAUGAUGAAGAGUCUCUCAAUCAAUGUGACAUUAGUUGAAGCCUUGGAGAAAAUGCCCGGUUAUGCAAAGUUCAUGAAGGAUAUUGUGAUAAAGAAGCGGUCGAUGAAUUUUGAAACUAUCAAAGUCACUCAUCAAGUGAGUGAAAUUGUGCAUUCAAUAGAUCCCAAGUUGAAGGAUCCCGGUGCUUUCACGAUUCCUUGUACAAUUGGAAGUGCCAAGUUUACAAAAUCUCUUUGUGAUCUUGGGGAAAGUAUAAAUUUGACGCCCUAUUCAGUUUUCAAGACAUUGGGAAUUGAGCAACCAAGGCCCACCUCUAUGAGAUUGAUAAUGGCUGAUCACACUAUGAAGAGACCCUUGGGAGUGAUUGAGGAUGUUUUGGUUCAUGUUGAUAAAUUCAUUCUCCCGAUGGAUUUUUUCAUUCUAGAUUUUGAGGUUGAUUAUAAGGUACCGAUUAUUCUUGCAAGUGUUGUGAUAAAUGUUGGUCAUAUGUUGGAGGCUGUCUUGCUCAACUUGACGAUGACGAGAUCGUGGAAUGUGUGA